Trichosporon asahii var. asahii CBS 2479 is the source of this 2631-nucleotide messenger RNA. RefSeq lists its product as uncharacterized. The transcript has 4 exons. Lineage: Eukaryota; Fungi; Basidiomycota; Tremellomycetes; Trichosporonales; Trichosporonaceae. Bases 1 to 2631 code for a protein of 876 amino acids. The record is from RefSeq and is a predicted model, not a curated record.
AUGAGCCAAUCACCGGCGCUGAGUUGCUGGGAGCACGAGGGCGUCUGUCCCCAGAAUUUUGGUCCCCUGGCCCAGACACUGACCCCUGCUCCGGCGAAGUAUCACCUGCAGCAAUGCAGGUUCCCAGGUGACCUUCCUGCUGAGCUGCUGUUCUUCUCUCUCCUUCUCGAUGCCCUUCCUUCGUCAUUCCAUCCUGCACUUCCAACAACUGCUUUGCUCCACGCCGGCCAACCAUCCAUCUAUCUUGCUUCUCAGCUCAAGAUGGCCAGCAGAAUUACCCCCCAGUCUCUCCGCUACCCUGACUUUCCGUGGGACUCGAUUGGAGAGGAGCUCGUCGACUGGUUCCAAGGGCUUCAGCCAUGCAUGUGUCAGCCGCUCGAUGCCUAUCUUUGCGGGCUGUCCUACGCCGACCUCUCAAAUAUCGUUCAGGAGUACCGUACUACUGGUAUCACUCCCUCGCGCACUUGUGGCUGCUCUAGCCAGAAGACCACGACCUCUACCCCGCGUCCCGAAGCUCCGCCCAGUGCCACCUGCCGACUGCUGCCUGAGGGCAGCAAGAAGAGGUGGCCCCAUGAUGUCUAUCCGGCCCAGCCAGAAGCUCUUGACUGGGUCAUGAGAAGAAUGCAGGAGAGAGACGUAGAGGCGAGCAUGAAGCAAAGCUGGGUUGACCACCCCAAACAGUGGUGGAGAUCCGCUGCGUUUAUUCCCUCAGCGCAGUUUCCCCGCAAGCGCGACCGGCUUCUCCCUGGCAACGGCAAUAAGACAGUGUUUGGACCUUGUCAGCAGCGCACUGGAGCCAUCAACACGCUUCUCGUUUUGAACAGCUACCAUUCACCCCCACGGACUCCCGCAUCGGCGGCCAACAGCCUGUGGCUUUCUUACCUUGAUCGAAGCUGUACCUCAUCAUCGUCAUCAAGCGCACAGCCACCUAUCACUCCAGCUGUCGGCGUCAUGGUUUCAGAACCCAAGUUCACCGACUCAGAGGCCAAAACUCUGUUUGCACCUUAUUGGGUGUGUGAUGUUCAGCUUCUUCCUGCUACUAGCUGGGACGAGGCUACAUUCACAGUCCCCAUCGCCACCAAGGCAUCCGAACCCAUCUCGUUCCGCGACAUCCAAGGCGUAACAGUCUUAUUCCCUGCAUGUUACGUGAUCGGUGACGACGACUCUUUGAACAAGCUUUUGCAAAUGCGUCAGACAGGGUCGGCCAUCCUCAAAGACCUCCUCCACAACGGCCUAGCCAGCAUCCUCGACGACCGGGUGUACGCUUGCACCAAGUCACUUCUCGAGGGCGCAAUACUAGAAAAGACUGAUUGGAAUUUGGAAGCGCUGUGCCGCCAGCUGUCACUCUGGUUUAAUGUCUGGACGAACCGCAAGAAAGCUGUUUUGCUUCAUGCAGCCCACCCACUGCAGAUUGAGGAGCUUGUCGAGGAUCUCUUUGUGGCACUGGGUAGAAUCGAAGCAGGAAAGUCCAAAAUCGCCAAGCGUGAAAGUUGGGUCAAACUGGGCACGGAGUGGUCGACCAAUUGCCAGUCCAUCCUUUGCGCCGUUCUGAACAACAGUGUCAGCAUCAAGGCAGAUGCCACGAGCGAGGCACUUCUUGAACGCAUCAACAGUCGCAUUGUCAGGGCAAACAAGCAAGAGAUCCUCAACAUCCGCUCAGCACUUGAUCGGGUUAGGGACAAUCUGUCCACAGUGAUCCAAACCUUCAGAACGUUCGUGGACGGCGAGCGUCUAAGACGCGCGUUCCGACAGGCGUUCACAAGCGUGGUGACGCAAGACGUUCCUAUUGAUCCUGAUAACGUUCACGCAUUCUUUGGCGGCGAUACCGACGAAGAGAGCAUUGCGACUUUACGCUCAGGUAGUCUGGACCGCUACAACGCAGAUUUCAGUCAUCUCAUCUGUGAUGACUUGGGGUCCCGACUGUUCGCAAUUCGUUCCGACAAGGAGCUGGUGGAGUACUCACGCAUGAAGAACCUUUACAACGCUCCCGCGUCGCCCUCGCCCCACCUCAACCAGUUGCCAGCUGUGCAGAAGAUUGAGGAGAGAAGGCGCGUGCAGAAGCUGCGAGAGACGGAACGAUCCGCAGAGCAGACAGCCGUGAUCACUGCCGCAUCCGCAAAGCGCGCUCUGCCCGCAUUAUCAUCUUCGGAGGCUAUCACCACAGGACUGCCCUCGCCCACACACAGCAACGGUGUCCUUCACACCUGUACCUCUGACAUCUCCUUCUCCACCCAGGAAGGGAAGGAUCAAUGUUCAACGCCGAGGGCCCGCAAGUGGCCACUCGUCAUGGCUGGAUUGGCGGCUGUCGUCGGCAUCUCCGCUGUGUACUACACGUUCGGACUCCCAACCUCCGUGUUGAGCCGCCUGCAUUUCCCUCUGCUCGAUUUCUCGGGCACUGUGUCUCAUGGCUCUUCAUCACAGGUAGUCCUGGCACGUGUCAUCCAUACUUGGGAGUUUGCGGACAAGCUGUUCGUUUCCGACGGCGACAUGGUGGAGCUGGUGGGCAAGCCAGUCGGUGAUUCCCGUGACGCAUCUCUCACUGGCCUGAUGAGAAUCUGUUCCAACCCAACGGUCGCAGACAGUAAGCACUUGAAGGGCAUGUCAAGAAUUGCGUUCGACUCCCGGCAAUGA